Volvox carteri f. nagariensis is the source of this 2712-nucleotide messenger RNA. RefSeq lists its product as uncharacterized. The record is from RefSeq and is a predicted model, not a curated record. The transcript is spliced from 7 exons. Bases 1 to 2712 code for a protein of 903 amino acids. Lineage: Eukaryota; Viridiplantae; Chlorophyta; Chlorophyceae; Chlamydomonadales; Volvocaceae.
AUGGAGAUGGUUCUCAAUAAGAAAGUACACCUCGCCGACGUUGAGGGAGAAGACUUCGACUGCGCCGUGUUGGAAUCGUCGUUGUCAUCGGUUCUGGGCUUCCUCGACGCAACCUCUCGCGAGCCAGCCCGAGCCAUGGAGUUUGACAAACAUCGUGAAAACCAAGAAGGACCUCACUUUCCUGUGGGGGAAGCCGUAGCAGACCAUCUGCUGCUUUACUUGUCCGAGGCCGAUUCGCAGGCCCCAAGCAUCCUACACUCCGAGACCGACCACAAGAGGACUAGUGAUACCACGGGUGGGGCGGAGUCAGCAAGCGUUUGCAAGAUUGCAAACCCCGGUCAAACCGCUCAUAUUUUGGAUAUGGUAGAGGACACAAGAGCCGCGGCACAGCUGCCCGGAUUGCCGCGAUCGGGCCAGCAGCCGCGGCUGGACGUACAGGUCUUUUCCCAGGACGCACCGGCCGCUGAGAAGCGGCCUUCAAGCUCCUGCUGUUCGAGCGACGGCGUAGGCAGCAGCGGUAUCGGCGACGUUGCACCGGAUCUGGGAUUCAAGGUUGCAGACGUCUGCAAGGCCACCGUGAGGGACAUGCUCAAGGAGGUUCUCCUAGACAACCUGCCGAUGCAGGACGCGGUCGAGGUGAUGUUUAAGGUGGACUCGCACCGGGGCUGGAAUGAGAUUCGCACGUGCGCCACCAGCCUGAUCGCCUCGUCCAUGUCAACCCUGCCGUACCGCGGCAGCGCCAGCGUGCCGUCGACGCCGGCCAAGAGCUCCCCUAGGAGCGGCGCGGCCGCUGGCGGCAGCGGAAUGUCCAUGCCGCCGCCACCACCGCCGCCGCCGUCAAUGUUGCCGCAGCUGCAGCUAGCUGACGCGGCGGCAGCAGCGGCGAUGGCCCCGCCGCCCCCGCCACCCCCGCGGCCGUCGCCGUCCGGCGGUGGUGGCGCUUCUCUGUCAUCAAUUGCCGCCGCCGCUGCCGCCGCGGCGGUGGCACCUCUGACGCCAGCACGUUCGGCGCCGAGCGUUAUUCAGCUGCCAAGCUUUGUCUCUUCUGCCGUCGGCAUCGGAAGCCCACGACUGGAGGACGCUGCCGCCGCCGCCGCCGCCGCCGCCGCCGCUGCGGCUGCUGGCGGCCGCGGGGCGCUCGGCAGCGGCGGAUCGACGCCGCUGCCCAGCGGCCCCGGAGGAGGCAUUGGCGACGGCGCCGGCGACGCUCCUUCACCCUCCGAGAUCCUCUUCCGGCGUACUCUUCGGACUUUUGCAGCAGCAUCCGAACCUCAUGGAGUGCUUCCACACAAUCCGCAGCUGCUCUCGUCCUUCAUGGGCGCGUCUGGAGGAGGCGGCGGCGGCGGCGGCGGGGGUAUGUUGCCGGCGGAGGGUCUGUCCGUCGCGCCGCCGCCGCCGUUCGAGCACGGCGGCGGCGGCGGCGGUGGUGGUGGUGGCGGGUACGGCGCAAUGCUGGCGGGGUUGCACCACCCGCAUCUGGGCAGCCCGCUUGGCAGCGGUCUGCAGUCCCCUCCGUCGAUGCCGUCGCCGGCGGCGGUGACGGCGCACGGCGCCGCCGCGGGCAUGUGGAGUAGCCCGCUACCGUCUCACGGAUCUCCUCUCUCCGGCGGCGGAGGUGGCGGCGGUGGCGGCGGCCACUUUAACAGCCCGCAUUCCCACAGCACCGCAACGCCCAGUGGAUUGGAGGCAAUACACAUGCUGAUGGGCAGCGGCGGCGGCGGCGGCGGCGGCAACGGCGGCGGCCUUGUGCUUCAGGGCACAGACCCCACGGCAGCGGGAUACAGCUGCAAGACCUUCGAAGAGCUCAGUCCUGCCGUACGCGAAAAAAUCCAAAACGUGCUUGACACGUGUGGCCCGCACGUGCGAGCCGAGCAUUUCGACGCUGGUGUACGGCACUGGCUGUUGCAGCUGCAGAUGUUGUUUGGCGAGCUGUGUGCCGUAUCUGCACUACACGCCAUUGAGACGGCGGCCAAUCUGGAGGGUGUACGGCGCAUGAAAGCCUUCAUCACGACUCGUCUUAUCGAUCAUUACGAGCAGAUGGUCUGGGCUCAAGACCCACAGGGUUACGCGAUGCGCAAGUUGACCCCCGAUUUAAUUGCCGUACUGGAGGACCUGGUGCAGAGCGACAAGGGCCUCAGGUGGACGCAUUUCGACCCGAAAGUCCUCGACACCAUUCGGGAGAUCCGUACACCGGAUGCCGUACGCACCCGGCUCAGCAAGCUAUGUGCCCAAGAGCUCAACGGUGUUCAAAACGUACCCGCCUACCUGUACACGCUCCUCUCCAAACGCGGCAAGACCGCCAAGCAGGCCGCAGCGCAGAAGCAGAUGCAGGAGUUUGCGCUGCGUCUGGCGGCGGUCCAGGGUGUUGGCGGCGUCGGCGGAGUCGGUGGCCUUGGCGGUGGCCUUGGCGGUGGCCUUGGCGGCUUCGGCGGCGGUGGCUCCGCCACUGCUGUCGGUGGUCUCGGCGGUAUGGGCAGUGGACUUGGCGGGCUGGGGCACAUGAUUGGCGGCGUCGGUGGCGGCGGCGUCGGCGGUUUUGGUCCGCUGGGAGGCCUGGCGGCGAUGGGGCUGGGCGGGCACGGCGGUCAUGCUGCUGCCCCGUACGGCGCGUCACCGUACGGUACCGGCGGCGCUGGCGCGCCGUACGGUGCUGGCACGGGUGGAGGUCUGGGCGCGCUGGGUGGCUACGCGGGGAUGGGCUUUGGGGUUUGA